AUGACGUACCUCGCGUCGUGCGGGCACAGAGUGUACGGGAUCGAGAUCUCGACGGAGGCGAUCGAGGCGUUUUUCGACGACGCCGGGUUGCCGCGGAGCGUCGACGACGCCGACGCGCACGCGCGGCCGAGAGCGCGAGCGGGCGCGGGGUCGGGGCUCGGGUCGCGCGACGACGACGACGGUUUUGGUUUCGGUUUCGACGAGGACUGGCGCGGCGCGAAGAACGUCAAGCGCGUCCACAGCUCCGGGAACAUCGCCAUCGCGGAGGGCGACCUCUUCGGCCUCGGGGUCUGGACGGGCCGCCGCGACGGCUCUGAGGGCCCGCGCGCGGCGAGGCGCGGGGGCCGGGGCGAGGGGAGGAGGCACUUUUUUCUGAACGACGACGACGACGACGACGACGACGGGCUCGACGACGCGUUCGACGACGACGACGACGCGGACGCGGACGCGCGCGUGGGCGCGCGCGGCAGCAUCUCCUUCCGCGAGGAAGCGCUCAGGCGCGUUCUAUCUAUGCGAACGUUUUUCACCCCCCAACCUCGGUUUCAAUAA
Molecule: messenger RNA, 549 nt
Organism: Micromonas pusilla CCMP1545
Lineage: Eukaryota; Viridiplantae; Chlorophyta; Mamiellophyceae; Mamiellales; Mamiellaceae
Exons: 1
Coding region: 1-549 (182 amino acids)
Source: RefSeq, a predicted model, not a curated record